ACAAUUCGGCUAAAGAGCACGCAUAACAUUUAUGCCCAAUCUGAUACUUUACGGUAUAUAAAUGUGUCGCCGACAGUGGGAAAGACAUGCAGUUCCAGCUGAAUUGUGUACAGCAACUAACUAGAGCAACAAUGAACAAGUUUGCGCUUUCUGUGCUCAUGCUGUCGGCAGUAGCCGUCUCCGUGGCCUCUGCCCUACAGCACUACGUGGCGGAGAAAAGCUUCAACCAGGCGCAGAAGGAGUGUGCCGAAUACCAGGGCGUCGAGCAUGACGAUCUAUUGCGUUACGUGAGGGAAGGCUACCCUAACGUGGAGGAGGUUCGCUGUUUGCUGCGUUGCGUCGCCUUCAACCUGCGCUUCUGGAACCACACCACGGGUCUGCAGAAACACAUGGUGGAGGGACACUUUGUACCGUAUCCGGAUGAUUUCCACAACGUCGAGCGCACGGAAGCUUGUCUGGCGGAGAACUUGUACACCUGUGAUGAUGACCUCUGCACGCAAGUGUACAAGGCGUUCCAGUGCUACUACCAACACUACGGUGCGCUCAGCGAGUGCCCGCAGUUCGUGGUCAAUACCUACCUUGAGGAUGUGCAGGUGUCCUACGAUCUGUUCGGUAUGUUGGCGGUCUCCCAAAGCACGCUGCAGAACCUGGCCGGAGGUUGCUUCCCGAGCGGCGAGGAGUCUCUGUGCUUCUUCUAUGCAUUUGUGACCCGCACCGGACUGUACAGUGUAGAAGAUGGUGCCAAUCUGGAGCGUCUCUACUACCAGUACAACGAGGAGGUAUUCAACCCCAACAACGCUCAGACUGUCGCCUGUCUGCAGAAUCAAAAGAAGCUUGCCUGUAAGAAGACCGUCUGCCAGCAGGCCUUCGAUACGUUCCAAGCUUGCUUCGGUGAGUCUCGCGGACUGGAGUACUUGCUGCAUACCGUGUUCGUCGACGCAGCCAAGAACUUCCUUGGUCAGCCCGUCUGCUACUGUACCAAGGGCAAGACUUGCCCGAUGCACCGUUGCUACGGACGGUAA
Anopheles marshallii is the source of this 1022-nucleotide messenger RNA. Its product is annotated as general odorant-binding protein 45-like. Lineage: Eukaryota; Metazoa; Arthropoda; Insecta; Diptera; Culicidae. Bases 87 to 1022 code for a protein of 311 amino acids. Gene Ontology annotation, molecular function: odorant binding. Gene Ontology annotation, biological process: sensory perception of smell. The transcript has a single exon. The record is from RefSeq and is a predicted model, not a curated record.